AUGGCUGCCCCUCUGUCGAGAUGGGAUGAGCUCGAUCGACCACUACAAGAGGGAAUCCUAACACAAAAAGAAGAACGAAAGGCUGGAAUUGACCAGCGGCGAAAAACCGUGUUCAAACCAGAGCCGGCCGAAUUGGGUCGGUCUAACCAGGAAGAGCUCGAGAAAGUUGAUUUAACUACCGAUGAUUGGCCUCGUAUAACUUACGUGAACAAAGGGUUGCCAGCGGAGGAGAAAACAGCAUUGAUAGAAGUGCUAAAGGAAUUCAGUGAUGUAUUCGCAUGGACAUACGAUGAGGUACCCGGGCUGAACCCCCAGAUUGUUGCUCACCACCUCAACAUACGGCCGGGAACGAGACCAGUCAAACAAGCACAGAGGAACUUCCGCCCAGAACUCGAAUUACAGAUCAAGGAGGAGGUGCAGCGGCUCUCGCAAGCUAGUUUCAUCAAGCCCAUUCAGUACCCUACUUGGUUGGCAAACAUUGUUCUUGUGAAGAAAAAGAACGAAAAAAUUCGGGUCUGCGUCGACUUUAAAGAUCUAAACAAGGCGUGCCCUAAGGAUGACUUCCCCUUACCUAUAAUCGACAGUCUGGUUGACUCGACUUCUGGGCACGAAAUGUUCUCAUUCAUGGAUGGAUAUAGUGGGUAUAAUCAUAUCAAGAUGACGCCAUGUGAUGCAGAAAAGAUAGCCUUUCGGACCCCAUUGGGGAAUUUUCACUAUACCGUCAUGCCAUUCGGCUUAAAGAAUGCUGGGGCCACUUACCAACGGGCUAUGACGGCCAUUUUCCACGACAUGUUGCACAGGAAUGUAGAAGACUAUAUGGAUGACCUGGUAAUAAAAUCCCGAAGGAAGGAGGAACAUCUAGCAGACCUGAGGAGAGUUUUUGAGCGCUGCCGCAAGUACAAGCUGAAGAUGAAUCCUUUGAAGUGUGCCUUCAGAGUUGAGGCUGGCCGGUUCCUGGCCUUGGCUGAAGUAACACACGCCUUUGGCUCAUUGCUGAAAGGAAGUCCCGAGUUCAAGUGGGGCGAGGAGCAUCAACAGGCCCUCAUAAGAGUUAAAAAUCUACUAUCUUCACUAAUCACUAUGGUUGCCCCUCAGCAGGGUAUCCCACUCAGGUUGUACAUCACCUCCACUGAACAUUCCAUCAGGGCGCUGCUCGCCCAAGAGAAAGAGGGGCGAGAAUGCCCUAUUUAUUACAUUAGCCGAGUCAUUCAAGGUGCAGAAGUGCGUUACUUGCUGAUCGAGCACCACUGUUUGUCCCUAGCAUUUGUAGUAAAGAAGUUUCGUCACUACUUUCUCGCUCAUACUAUCCACCUCAUCACGAGGUGCGAUCCCCUGAGGUACCUAUUCUCGCGGCUUGUCAUGUCGAGACGAGUGGCUGCUGACUUUUGCGAGUUUGACAUACAAUGCUCUGUGCCCCGUGCUAUACUGAGCCAAGCAUUAGCAGAUCUGAUGGCCCAGUUCCCAUCGGGAGAAUACGAACCUGUGAAGACUGACCUACCCCACGAGGACCUUGAGGAGGCAUGUUGCGCUGCCAAGGAUGCAAUUUGGACGCUGUCGUUUGACGGAUCGUCGACGGCGCAGGGAGGAGCGGAGUAUGAAGCCUUAGUCCUGGGAUUGCUAGCAGCCCGAGAAGGAAAGGUCAAACGCCUACACGUGCAAGGAGAUUCCAACCUAGUGGUAAAGCAAUUGGAUGGCUCGUACACUAUUAAGGAGCCGUCAUUGGCAGCUUACAGAACCAUCAUACAGAAACUUAGCGGCCACUUUGAUGAGCUGUGCAUGACUCACACGCCCCGCACGGCCAACCGGCAUCCAGACGCCUUGGCCACCCUAGCUUCUAAAGUUGCAAUAGUGGGGGAAUCAGUAAACAUAAGAAUUCAGAAGAAAGAAGCAUCUUGCUUGCACAAUGACGAAUUCACCAAUGACAGGAAGGAAGAAAAUUGGAGAGAUGCUUUUGAAUCACACCUGAGGGACGGCAAAGGAAAAAUCCCGUUGUCCGAGUUAAAAGAUUAUACACUUUACUUGGGGACAUUAUACUAUAGAGCGCCCGGGGGCAUCCUGGCAAGGUGCGUUGGAACUGAAGAGGCUGCAUGCGUCCUGCACACCAUUCACAAGCAAACUUGUGGCAACGAUUCGUUGAGUUUUAUACAGGAGAAUACAGAGGCAGGGGUAUUUCUGGCCAUCCAUGGCAAAAGAGGUGAGCACCAUCCAGAGGGAGUGCCCGAGGACCGCGAGGAUGCUGCAGCAUUAAAAAGGGACGCACGUCGUUUUUUCAUCAGCAGCGGAGAAUUGAUGAGGCGAGGCUUUGACGGGAAUGCCAAGCGCUGUAUCAGUACCUCCGACGUACAGGAAGUACUUAAGCAAACUCACGGAGAUGAGCACCAGGGAUGGAGAAAGCUGUACAAUUGGAUUAUCCAGAUAGGCUACUAUUGGCCUACCAUGCAGAAGGAUAGCAGACGGCUCGGUGAGCUCGAGGGACUACAAGAGCAACGGGACCAUGCCAAAGGAAAGUUGAAGAUCUACCAGCAGAGGGUCGCCCGGGCUUACAACGCUACUGUCCGACCCAGAGCAUUCCAAGAAGGCGAGCUGGUGCUAAGAACAGCGACGCACAUAAUGCGAAAUCAAUCAGGGCCAAAGUUUACCCCGAAAUGGGAAGGCCCUUACGAGAUCAGGACCGCGAGUGGCAGUGGGUACUAUGAGAUCGGCGAGGUCGGUAGUAACACCUUAGGCUUAUUCAAUGCUAAGUGGUUGAAGAAAUACUAUGCGUGA
This is a messenger RNA of Cornus florida, 2766 nucleotides long. RefSeq lists its product as uncharacterized. The transcript is spliced from 6 exons. The record is from RefSeq and is a predicted model, not a curated record. Gene Ontology annotation, molecular function: nucleic acid binding; RNA-DNA hybrid ribonuclease activity; calcium ion binding. Bases 1 to 2766 code for a protein of 921 amino acids. NCBI's taxonomy places the organism in Eukaryota, Viridiplantae, Streptophyta, Magnoliopsida, Cornales, Cornaceae.